UGCGCUUGAAGGGGGGGGUUGCGCCGGAACCUCCCUUCAAGCGUGCUACUGUGGGCUGCCCCAAGGGAACCAUCUUCAGAUUGCUGCCCGUUUCAUCCGCUCUCAUCCACUCAAGCCCAUGGACCUGGAUGCGGUGGUGGGAUUAGAAGAGCAGCUGCUAGCGCAGGGCCACGCCGAGGGAUACCAGGAUGGCCUGCGAUUGGGACGGCAGGAGGGGAGAGAAACGGGCUGGGAGCACGGGUUUGCGAUAGGGGACGAGCUGGGUUUCAUGUGGGGCUGUGCAGCCGCGUGGGAGCAAGUCAUCCAAUCAGUCCCCUCCACACGAUUCUCCCCCAGGGCAAUCAAAGCCGUGCAGCAGCUGCAGCAGCUCAUAUCUGACUUCCCCAUAUCCAACCCCGAAGACGGCCAAUUUGACACUCUCCUUGCGCACAUCAGGGCUCGGUUCCGCCUCUCCUGUUCCCUCAUGGGCCAACCACACCUGGCUGCUUCCCUGCAAUCGCACCCUUCUCAGCAUACCAGCAGCUUAGAGUUCUGA
Messenger RNA from Closterium sp. Naga37s-1, 535 nucleotides. The record is from the annotation of a GenBank genome assembly. NCBI's taxonomy places the organism in Eukaryota, Viridiplantae, Streptophyta, Zygnematophyceae, Desmidiales, Closteriaceae.